Molecule: messenger RNA, 1323 nt
Organism: Thunnus maccoyii (southern bluefin tuna)
Lineage: Eukaryota; Metazoa; Chordata; Actinopteri; Scombriformes; Scombridae
Product: T-cell surface glycoprotein CD3 zeta chain-like
Exons: 8
Coding region: 560-940 (126 amino acids)
Biological process (GO): cell surface receptor signaling pathway
Cellular component (GO): membrane
Molecular function (GO): transmembrane signaling receptor activity
Source: RefSeq, a predicted model, not a curated record
UGUGGGUAAUAUAGGCGGCAGGUUUUGACGAGGUAGAAGAACGUGUCUGUCACUCGUCUGUCCACAACUUCAGUUUGAUUUGCGUCAAAUUGAAGCAGAAAAACUCAUUCAAUCAAACUUUAUUGGCACCUUUAAUACAAGCUGAACAUAACUGACAGUGUCUUUGUUAACACACAGGAGGGUAAAUAUCAGGAGACUGAUGACACCAAUGGACACCACCAUUAGAAAGACUUUAAAACGGUGAAUAGACUGAGUUUAUUGAGCCGACCUGCUUCUUAAAGCGCCACAAUGUUUCUAUGUUUAACGUCUGCAGCCGUCACCUGCAGACCGUCUGAUCAGUGGACGAGUUGCUUUUCCUCCGAGUAGAAUAAACAAUAAAGUGAGUGAGAGUAAACGGUGAGCCGCUCAGAGAGGACGGCACAUAAAGAACAUUUAGAAAUACGGAUGAUUUCAGUUCCUCUGCAGAUUUAUCGAGCAGCAGCAUCAACAAAGUUUUCCUUCUGCUUUUUGCUAAAAGAGAAGAAGCAGCGGACGUGACGUGACCUAUAAGGCCUUGAACAUGUACGACCCUCAGCUGUGUUAUGUCCUGGACGGCUUCCUCGGUCUGUACGGCCUCAUCAUCACCGGCAUGUUCAUCAAGGAGAAGUUCUUCAAAACCAAAGCGAAGUCGACGGAGGAGAGUAUCUACACCGAUCUGAAGGGUCAGGACACCGGUGCUUACGCUCCGCUGAUGAGAGACGCUGAGAGAGGAAGAAACCGCCGGCCGGCUGACGAUAACGCCACAUACACGGACUUGAACAAACGUACAGAAAGUAGCUAUAAGGAGCUUCCUGCUAGAAAAGAGCGUCAGAGGAAGAACGAGCAGGUUUACCAGGGUCUCAGCUCGGCCACCAGAGACACCUACGACUCGCUGCAGAUGCAGCCGCUUCCUGCCCGCUAACUUCAGACUCGAAGGAAAACACACAGACGUCUGUUUUGAAGAAAAUAUUUGGCUCAAGUUUUUGUGUUACGAUGACGAGACCGGUAACAGUUCGACCGUCUGUCUAUUGUUUCGUAGAUUUUUGUCUUUGAAGGUUUGUUGAGAUCUGAACGCGGUCUAAUCAAACCGUUGCAUGCUGGGAUUUGUAUUUUAUUGGAUAGUCUGUUUUACUAAGUAGAUUAAUAUUUGGAUGUUUCCACAAGUGAUCAAUAUCACAUCAUAACUCUGACUUUGGAAGAGUUCAUGUCACUGAACAAACAUCUGAGUUUAAAUUUUUGUUAUUUUUAUUCGUCAUCUUUCAAACACAGAAACAAUUUAAAAACAUUUAAAAAUACAGUAAAAAG